Molecule: messenger RNA, 1585 nt
Organism: Chlamydomonas reinhardtii
Lineage: Eukaryota; Viridiplantae; Chlorophyta; Chlorophyceae; Chlamydomonadales; Chlamydomonadaceae
Exons: 8
Coding region: 171-1124 (317 amino acids)
Biological process (GO): regulation of translational initiation
Cellular component (GO): cytoplasm
Molecular function (GO): protein binding
Source: RefSeq, a predicted model, not a curated record
CUGCCCAGUCUUUGUAAGGCUGCCCUUUCAAAUAAGUCUUUGCAGCGCGGCGUUUCGUUACCGCGCCGUCCAUUUGAUAAACCCGCGUAUAUCUUGCACAAUUGCCGAAUUCUGAGUAACUAGCAAUAAAUUUAUUUCAUCAGUUGCCCAUUGUCAGGAGCAGCAGCGAAAUGUCAAACGAGGAGCAGGAAGAGGAACUGUGCGCACUGGAGUCAAUUUACGGAUCAGAAGUGGUCCAUGUCUCUCGCGAGGAGUCGCUGGUCGAGGUCUGCGUCGCCCAUCCCCAAGGGGGGACACAAGAAGUGGUGCUGCGUGCAUCCCUACCCUCAGACUACCCGGCCUCCUCGCCGCCAAUAGCGGAGCUGUUCGGUAGCCACCUGUCUGACGACCUGUUGGGCUGGGCGGCCCGGCAGAUGGAAACAAUGUUCACGCCCGGCGAGGUGGUUCUGUACCAGUUCGUGGAGUGGCUGAAGGAGCAGGAGCUGUUGUGGAGCGUGCCUGUGGGGCCGGGUGGCGCAGGUGGCGGCAAGGGGCAAGCGGACGCCUCAGCCGAGGAGGGCGGCGAGGGCGGCGGCGGCGGCACGUCGCGGCGAGCGGCAGCCGUCCAGGAGGCGGUGCGUGAGGCCGAGGUGGUGGAGCUGCUGCGUGCGCUCCGGGUGACCAGCGGGGAGCCCCACGUGGAGAAGAAGUCCACAUUCCAGGCGCAUGUGGCGCCUGUCAAGUCGUUUGAGGAGGUGGCGGCGGUGAUGGAUGCUUUGAUGUCCAUCUCCAAGAUUCGUGCCGCCACACACAACAUCAUGGCGUACCGGAUACACAACCCGCCCACCGCCGCCGCCACGGCGGCGGGCGGCGGCGGCGGCGCGGGCUCCUUCGUGCAGGACUAUGAUGAUGACGGCGAGACGGCGGCGGGCGGGCGGCUGCUGCACCUGCUGCAGGCGGCGGAUGUUCGCAACGUGGUGGUGGUGGUGUCGCGCUGGUUUGGCGGCGUGCUUAUGGGGCCGGGCCGCUUCACGGCUAUCAACAACACCGCGCGCGUCUUGCUGGAGCAGAUGGGGCUGGUGGCGGCGCCAGGGGGGGCAGCGGGAGGAGGGGGCGGCGGCAAGGGCCGCGGGGGGAGACACUGAGCCUUCCGCCGGUGCUUGGGGCCGUGGAGUGGCAGAAGGACGGAGUGGCAGGGCCGUACGUGCUUCCCUGGCGCAGUAGGUGGCAGUAAGCCUGCAAGUGUAGCAGAAGCAUUCAGCGGGGACCUUGGGCAGCCGUGGCGUUGACAUGGCGCACUGGGCGGGGCGGGGUUGAGACCUUGAUUGGAGGUAUGCACUACGGUGGGGAGGCGAACAGUUCUGAGGUGGACGAAUGCGCAUGAAGAGUACGAGCCUCAGGCACGGUGCGGUAGCCGGGAGGAUGCGGGAGCGUGUGUAGAGAAGUGUAGGAGCCUGCCGAAGUGCGAGAGGUGCUUGAAUGCUGGAUGGUGGCGGUGAGCAUGCAAAACGCAUGGUGGCUGGGGAGUGACGCUGUUGUAUAAUUGCGCUGUCAUCAUCAUGCUCCGGGAGCCCGGCCAAGCGAAGCCCACCGAGAUGUUUUGAAA